Messenger RNA from Cercopithifilaria johnstoni, 5805 nucleotides. NCBI's taxonomy places the organism in Eukaryota, Metazoa, Nematoda, Chromadorea, Rhabditida, Onchocercidae. The record is from the annotation of a GenBank genome assembly.
AUGUCUGAUACCAUCAAGAAAAAGGAGGCUCACAUGGAAGAACAUCAUUAUGCAGAGGAAGCAUGGAAAGCUGAUAAUAAGAAUUCUUCGGGUAACAGACAGACAGCGACUCGAGGCUCAGGAACAUCGCAGCAGACUUUACAAACAUCCGCAGACAAUACGAAUAAGGAUGAAAAUGGAGACGGAAAUGGUUCUUUAUUGAAAAAAGUUAUUAUUGACGACGAAGGCGACCCAAAAGAAAGUGAUAAUAGCAUUGAAGAUGCAAUUAUUGGUUUAUCAUAUCAGGAUCAUAAUUAUGGAAGACGAUCUGAAAGUGCACAGAAAAAUGAUGGGGAAAAUGGAGAAAAAUUUCCUAUCAUUGGUGGACUUGCUUCUUACAUCGGAGAUGAAGUCAGUAAAAUUCCUAUAGGCCAUCACUCUCGGGAUGCAAAUUCGGAACAUUUUUCAAGACCACAGAGUUAUGGAACGCAUUAUCGAAAGGUCUCAGAAAUGGAUUCACGCACACCAUGUAGAAUAUAUUCUGCUGCUGUGGGUGGAUGUCGAGCAAAUCAUAUGCGAAGGUUGCCAGUUUCGUCCAGUGGACAAAUAUUUUCCCGGCAAACUCCUAUUACGGCUACUCAGAAUUACCGUACUCCUCGUCGAGGUGUAGGAGUGACUCAGAUAUCGGCUAAUAAUCAAAGUGAUGUAUUAUUCCGUUCACGUCAUUUUAUCAGUUCCGGUGGAGCAUUUGCAACAUCAGCACUAGCGAACAAAAGAAUCGUUCGACCAGCGCAUCCUCCAACUCCUCCAGUAUCAGCUUGUCGUCAAGGCACACGUCAAAUAAUUCCUGCUAGCAAAUCGAUUUCGGCAACAAUGCCUGCUUAUGCGACAGCAGUUAAUACAACAGGCGCUGAUUCCGAAACAAAUGUCACAGAUAUGAGUGUUGGUUUGGCGCCGUUUCUUGUACCAUCUCGACGGCCCCGUCCGGUUGUCCGAAACCGAGCGCGGGCAUCACGUGAGCCAGAUAAAGGAACAGAAUUGUUAGUGCAGAAGCCCAUUGUCAAUGACCUUCAGAUAGACAAUACUGUUAACGCUGAAGAACAAUCUAACAUCAUUAUUGCUCCUCGACAACGUCUUCCGAAAAAUAUAGCUCGUAAUAGUAGAGUUGUGAAACACCAGUAUAUCAUGGCAGAACCUCUUGAACCUUGUCAUGUUCCUCGUCUUGAGCAUACUGCUGUACAGUGUGCACUCCCAAGUGUUGAUCCAGUGGUAAGCAUGGUUGUGGAUGGAAAGUUGUCAUCAAAAAGUCUUCGAAGUUCUUCUCCGGUAGUUCACUGCACAGAAGAGCAGGAAGCAUCUUCGCAGAGUUUUUCUGCUGAUUCUCAUGAACUGAUUCAUAUCGGUAAUGAGGGCAGAAUACAUGAUCCUCAACAAAUCGCUCAAGCUUGUACAGCGUUUUCUCAUCGUUCGCAGCAGGAUAUCACAAAACAUGUUGAGGAGCAUUAUCGAAAGUUCCGGAAGGAAUCAUUCGUUGCUAAUUCUCGUCAGCUUCUUACUCGACAACUCGACGAACUCCAGAUGCGACAAUCUCCAAUUCGUCAUCCUGAAAGCGCCGUUUUCGACACUUCGAAAAAAGUGGAGAUGGAUCAUGUCGCGGAGCAGUCUGUGGCGCAACCUAUAAUAAGCGUUUCGGUAACGAGUCUCUCUAAAGAACUUCCAGAGGGAAUCGGUCUUCAUCGGCAGCAACCAAUAUCGCCUGGACAUGUUGCCAGUGUUUAUUCCUGCACUGCUUCUCCACUUGGUCAGGAUCGUGAGUUUGAUUCAGGACAGCAAAAGAUAAUGCAGCUAACAUCGGUUGAAACAGAAAUGCCCGUAUUGCCGACCAAAGACAUGGCAGCAAGUGAUAAUAUUCCAGCGGCACUUGACGGUGCAGUGAUUUUGAAAAAAAGUGAUCAUAAAGCUCCCUCGGUGGAAGAUAUGUCGAAUAGAGAAGAACCACCUAUUUUUAAUGAAACAUGUAAUGAGGCUUUGGAACAGCGAGUUUCUGUUGCGACGCAUUCAUCGAUUAGCGGAGCUGAGGAGGAAACGAGCGUAAAUGGUAAUGAUGAUGAAAAACAAACGGAAGAUGAAGCUGGUCGAAUCGGCCAAGCAGCUGCAAGUGUAAAUUCGCCAUCAAACAGCAACAGUGAAGAUGAUUGGGAAGAAGAAUACACGACACGUUGUUAUUGUGGCUUGAAUCAUAACGACGAAUUCAUGAUACAAUGUGAUAUGUGCAAUGUAUGGCAACAUGGCAAGUGUAUGGACAUUGAUCGACGUCGAGUGCCAGAUACUUACCAGUGUGAAGAAUGUAAUCCACGUCAGUUGAAACUUAGCAAAACUCAGGCACGAGAGAUGCAAUUGAAAGUGCUUGCUCGACAGCGCAGAGAAAAGGAAAAGAAACGUCGCCAAAGAGCUAAAGGACCUUUUAAAAAGAGAAUUGGGGGAAAAUCAGAAGAAACGAAGAAAAGACAAGCAAGAGGAAAUUUAUCGAAAGAUUUCGUCGAAUGUUUCAAAUAUGAAUAUACAAGAUCUGUCAUGGCAUUUUCACGCAAACACGAAGACACGGGUGAUCCUGCGGUAUUGGAAGCAUUGCAAAACGACGAUGGUGUGAGUGUUAUGUACGUUACACAGGUGUCCAUGGGACUGGUUUCGACACGGCCAUACCAUGGUGAUGAACCAGUAAUAUAUAUUUGUGGGCGUGUGUCGCUUCCCCACGAAUGUCGUGGUCGAGAAGAGCCAGGAUCAAUCAUUCCUUUUGUUGUUUUGUAUAGUGACCUAACGGUUGAGGAAAACAGAGAACCUACACCAGUUUGUAUUGAUGCUCGUCGGUUCGGUUCGAAAGCACGAUUUGCUCGCGCAUCCUGCCGACCAAACAUUAAGUUGCAACAUUUCUUUUUAAAAGGCAAGCUGCAUAUCAUCGGUAUUGCUGCGGAAAAUAUCGAACGUGGUGAAGAGAUUACUCUUCCAUUUGAUGCCGAUUACUUCAUGUCAAAAACGAAACAUGUUUGCGCGUGUUCAGCAGAUGACGAGGAUGAUGGCACUGUGGAUUGUUUGAUCCGUAACUUUAAUCGAUCGCUUGAACAGAAACAAAAUCGAGUCAGCGCUGCGGCUCUAAACACAAUUUCGAAUCCAGCGGUAAAUGUUAUUUCGAAAGAUCAUGCCAAUAAGCAGUGUAUGGAAAUGAAGGUUAAAAAAGUGCAGACGAAUAUGAAGUCUAAAAAUAUUACGAGUGGAUCUCGAUAUUCUCCAAUAACAUAUUCAUCGAAAGCGACUGCAUCUGAUUAUAGCGAUGAAGUGAAUACAGUCGGAAAAAUUGAAACAGCAACAGCUGUAACACCUACUACAGAAGAUGAAAAUGCACUUAAUAAGAAUGUAUUACCAGACAGCUCUUCAGAGAUGCAGUCCCGUACUCGAACUAUUGCAAGUGGUUUUUCAAGAAAAGCUCGGAGUAAGCUAUCGAAGAUAUCCCUCAGCUCUCCACCAAAUAGAAAAAAAGGCGGCAUCAAAUUACGCUAUCGUGGAGCAGCUAGUUGUAGAACUAUCGAAACAAGACAAGAAGCAAGCACAAAUCAGUGUGGAAGUUCCGUUAUCCCACCAAAGGCGGAAACUGAAAUUAUUUAUAUCAUCAAGGACACAGCGGAUGCCGAUAGCUCACUGGAAAAAGUGGCAUGUCCACUUAUUGACGAAACAAGCGUGCAGACGGAGGAGCAGAAUGAGAAGCGGCACGUUGCAUCAAAUAAAGAGUGCGAUAUUGCAUCCGUAGAAGAGAAUAAGGUUAUGACGGAAAAAUUGAGAACACAUACAGAAAUAAUUGAAGAUGUGCAAAAAGCAGAUGCGGUACCAGUUGCUGUGAAGAAUGCUGGCAGACCUAGAAAGAAACGACGAACUUCUGUUGGUGCGAGAGUAAUUAAUGCAGUUGAUUGGACAGGGAAAAGUGAAGCAAAUGAACACUUGGUCGCUUCGAAGAGUUCAACGAAGAAGAUACAUCAUAAAAGAAGUGGCCUGGUGGAAGAGGUUGAAAGCGUGAACUAUAUGCUUCCCGAGGAGCGCAAUAAAGCAAUGUCUCGAGAAGAACGUAAGGUACUGCAAGAGCUCGCACUGUUCGAACGUAUGCACCAACGUGAGGCAAAACGGCAGCAGCAUGUACUCUCUACGCGUGGAUCGGCAAGUAUUGGGAGCGCUUGCUCUCGUACUUCAUCUAUCAUUGGCCCACCACACCCACCAUCUGAGUUUAAAAAAGUUGCGAAGAUUGCAGAGAGUGUAAAUGAUGGAAGAAACACACGAAGCCGACAACGAAACCAGAAUGGCACAAAAUCGAAAAAACCGAAAGGCCGACAGCGCGUAUCAACCUCGGAAUGCCCUUCAGCAGUUGCGAUUAAACGAAGUCGUACGAUGAGCGAAGGUGCAAAAUCGAGAGAGAAAUCCGAAACAGAGCAUGAUAUAAACGACAUCAUUAAAAAGGCAGUAUCAUUUUCACCUUUUGCUCAGAGCAUCACUGGAGCGAAGACAGAAUUCAAAAUAAAAGGAAACGUAGAAGGUGUAACUAGAAAGGUAGAACCACAAGAAUUGGAAGCGUCCACUGAUAAUGCUGCUUUCAUUUGCAAAGAUUCUUUUCUGCCAUGUGCAAAGCGAGGAAUCCAAAACAUAGAUUCAAUUCAGCACGACGACAGUACGAUCACUUGCUUUUCCAAGGAGGAGCAUAUGAAAAACGAGGUAGAACCGUUGCCGAAAAAAAUGCGUGAAAGUCAUGGUACAUAUAAUAGAAGUGAAUCAGGUAUGCCAGGGAAAGCUUUUGUUUCGUCAUUUGUUGUUAAAUCAGGCAAAUUAUUCAUGUACUUCAUUUUACAAAAAUAUAUUUCACGUCUCAUUGGCUAAGAAAUUCGUGCAUUCUUCCGUAAGAUGAUUGAAAUUGAGGCUACUUGUGAACCAUCGGACUUCUCAUUGGAUUUUCAAGUGUUUGAGGGAGUUCAGAUUCCCUUGAAUUCUUUGCAUACCGCAUGUGGUAAAAAUCAAAUGAAUGUUGUGGAAGCUCCUAAGAAAAAGAUGUCAUUAGACGAAUAUAAAAGAAGAAAGAGCUCGAAAACCACCGUAGAUUCGGAGAAGACAUCUGCGAUUGUUGUCGAAAAGAGGGCAGAAGACAGUGAGCACAAACAGAUACCAUUAUCCCGUUCUUUUAUUCCGCUAAUGAGUGCCAGUGGAAGUGCAGGGAAGCGCACAUCACUUCGUCUUGGUGCUCUUCCUGAUCCCGUACAGCUGCGCGCAACUCCAACACUUUCAAUUGAUGACCUGAAACGUCGUAUUUAUCGGCGAACGACAUCUUCAGCUACACUAACCUCGAAUACUGAUGGUAUUUCACCUCCCUUCAUGGUGCAGAAGAAUGCUUCACAUAACUCACCAGGACAGCGCUCUGAGGAAGGACCACAUUCAUUCGCACCCUUGUCCUCGUCAUCGUCAUGGCGAAGAGAACCACCUUCAACAGUAUCUUCCAAUAAAGACAAGAGGCUCCCGCUCGAAGAGCGAUUACGCUUGUUACUUGGCUGUGGUGAAGGGUAUGCGGAUAGGUACAGUUCAUCUGUAUCUCCACCAGCUAUUCCUCCACCACCUCCACCGCCUCCCCCUCCUCUUCCUAUCAAGAAUCCAGAAAUACCAAAAUUGAAAUGCGAUCUCUCUGGCGGCAUUCAUUCGGAUAUCCCUCUACCACCAGCACCACCGAUGACUGCUCCAUCUUGCAGUCAACUUGAUCAACGUUCAUGUGAAGCACAUACGUUGGAACCUCGUAGAAGUUGA